Molecule: messenger RNA, 2479 nt
Organism: Vitis vinifera (wine grape)
Lineage: Eukaryota; Viridiplantae; Streptophyta; Magnoliopsida; Vitales; Vitaceae
Product: polyamine oxidase 2
Exons: 10
Coding region: 521-1993 (490 amino acids)
Biological process (GO): polyamine catabolic process
Cellular component (GO): peroxisome
Molecular function (GO): polyamine oxidase activity
Source: RefSeq, a predicted model, not a curated record
AAUUGACAAAGCGAGUAGCAAUGAAUUCUCUACACCACCGCAGAAGCUACCCUCCUCGAGUAUGCCAACCUCUAUAAAUCCAACCCGGAAGCCCGGAGCCCAGACACCCCAGAAAGCUUCCCCUUUCCCUGUCCCUCUUUCUCUCUCCAGUCUGUCUUUUAAUUCCGUUACUGAUUUGCUUCCGAUCCCCGAAAUUCAGCUGAGUUAUGGGAGGAAUAGUUCCAUUUGUGUGAGUUUCGCCGAAUCGCGGCGUUUUCCGGCUAGAUUUCCGGCGAGAUCGAGAGAGGUGUGAGCAGUGGUGUUAAUAGACCACACCGCAUGAGCUGGUUGGUUAACUUAGGGUUUACUUCGAAUUCCAAUCAUUUCACCACCUGUCUCUUGAUUUUCAUUCUUCAUUACUCUCCUCAAUUACCCCCUGCCUUGUUCAAAUUCGAGAAGCCUCUCGAACCUGGAUCAUUAGUUAGUUGUUUUAAUUGGAAUUUCAAUCAUCGCCGCCGUCGCCGUUUUAGAUCGCCAGAGAAUGGAGUCGUCCGAGAGAAGUAAUCGCCAGUUACGCAGAGCUCUUUGUUAUGCAAAUAUUGAAAGGCAGCAAGCGACAUCACCAUCUGUUAUCGUCAUAGGUGCUGGUAUGGCAGGCAUUGCAGCUGCUCGUGCCCUUCAUGAUGCCUCAUUUCGGGUUGUUCUGUUGGAAUCGCGUGAUAGAAUUGGUGGACGGGUUCAUACUGAUUACUCAUUUGGUUUUCCUGUUGACCUGGGAGCAUCAUGGCUUCAUGGGGUCUGCAAAGAGAAUCCCUUGGCACCUUUGAUCAGCAGACUGGGGCUACCACUCUACCGUACUAGUGGCGACAACUCUGUGCUGUAUGACCAUGAUUUAGAAAGCUAUGCCCUCUUUGAUAUGGAUGGGAAUCAAGUUCCUCAAGAAUUAGUCCGAGAGAUUGGUGUAGCAUUUGAGAAAAUUUUGGAAGAGACUGAUAAAGUGCGACAGGAACAUAGUGAAGACAUGCCCAUCCUAGAUGCAUUCAAAAUUGUUUUUGAAAGGAGGCCAGAUUUAAGGCUGGAGGGGCUGGCUCAUAAGGUACUGCAAUGGUACUUGUGCAGAAUGGAAGGCUGGUUUGCUGCAGAUGCUGAUAACAUAUCACUUAAAAGUUGGGAUCAGGAAGAACUCCUUCCUGGUGGUCAUGGGCUAAUGGUCCGAGGUUACAUCCCUGUUAUAAACACCCUCGCAAAAGGUCUCGACAUCCACUUGAACCACAGGGUUACAAAAAUAGUAAGGCGUUAUAAUGGAGUCAAGGUAACAGUAGAAGAUGGGAGAUCAUUUGUUGCAGAUGCUGCCAUUGUUGCUGUCCCCAUUGGUGUUCUGAAAUCGAGUCGCAUAAAGUUUGAGCCAAGGCUCCCAGAGUGGAAGGAAGAAGCAAUUGCUGACAUUGGAGUGGGAAUCGAAAACAAGAUAGCCUUGCACUUUGAUAAGGUGUUUUGGCCAAAUGUGGAGUUCUUGGGAGUAGUUGCAGAUACGUCUUAUGGCUGCAGUUACUUUCUAAAUCUCCAUAAAGCUACAAGUCAUUCUGUUCUUGUUUAUAUGCCUGCUGGGCAGCUGGCCAAAGACAUUGAGAAAAUGUCUGAUGAAGCUGCUGCUAAUUUUGCUUUUAUGCAACUCAAGAAGAUCCUUCCUGAAGCUUCUGACCCGAUUCAGUAUCUUGUUUCUCGGUGGGGCACAGAUGAGAAUUCACUUGGAUCCUACACCUAUGAUGCAGUAGGGAAACCCCAUGAUCUGUAUGAGAGGCUAAGGGUCCCUGUAGACAAUCUAUUUUUUGCAGGGGAGGCGACCAGUGUGAACUACCCGGGGUCUGUGCAUGGUGCAUUCUCAACUGGAACAUUAGCUGCAGAGGAAUGCAGGAUGCGUGUCCUAGAGCGAUAUGGGGAGCUCGAUUUGUUCCAGCCAGCCAUGGGUGAAGAAACAUCAUUCUCUAUCCCGCUUCAGAUUUCCCGGAUGUGACUUGGUGGCCUCUAGGCUGUCGUCCCCCACUACAACGAAGUACUGUGUGUUUGCGUUUAUAUUAUUAAUAAGGGGCCUCCUGACUAACGCAUUGUUGCCAUUUUGAUUGGCUGCUUUGGGAAAAUUAGUGUUCUCCCACAGAUUAAUCAAUCAAAGGAUUGGUUAAUGUGUAUAGUCUCCUUCCACCCAAAUACUUUGUCUGUGAACUAUCGAGUAUGAACUUUGUAUAUCUAUAUUCUAGUCUAGUGUAAUCUAGUCUCUGGUCUAGUCCAUAAUGGAGCCUGGUAUUUCAUUAGAGGCAGAAGUUGACGGUAUCAGAAAGUAUGGAUAGCUUUUUAGAUGCAUCAACGAGAGAUAUAUGUAGGGAAGACGCUAGAGAUUUUCUUGUUCAAUAAUGGUUUGUAUCGCACUCUCCUCUAUAGCUAUAUAUAGAAAACAUUGUGGUGUUAUAUAAAUAAGUAAGAUAAGGGUGUGGCAUUUAGUACC